AUGGGCCGUGUCAUCCGGGCGCAGCGAAAGGGCGCGGCGGGGUCGGUGUUCAAGGUGAAGCUCCCGUCGGGCGCCAAGAAGUUGCUGCAGAGCGACUGCCGCGCGAUGGUCGGGCAGGUCGCCGGCGGCGGCAGGACGGAGAAGCCGUUGCUCAAGGCCGGCAACGCCUACCACAAGUUCCGCGUGAAGAGGAACUGCUGGCCCAGGGUGCGCGGCGUGGCCAUGAACCCCGUGGACCAUCCGCACGGAGGAGGUAACCACCAGCAUAUAGGCCACGCAUCCACCGUUCGUCGGGACGCUCCUCCUGGAGCAAAGUCUGGCCAGAUCGCCGCACGGAGGACCGGCAGGCGCAGAGGGCAAGCCGCUGUGACAGCGGGCAAAUCAAUGCUAUGA
Miscanthus lutarioriparius is the source of this 393-nucleotide messenger RNA. Lineage: Eukaryota; Viridiplantae; Streptophyta; Magnoliopsida; Poales; Poaceae. The record is from the annotation of a GenBank genome assembly.